GGAGGGUCAAUUCAAUAGUCAAUUUUGUGUUUGUCAAUCUCUGUGUCGCCACUGACAAAAGCUCCUCACUUGGUACCUCUAACAUUAAACAAAAAACCUGAGUUUGCGAAACCUCUGGGUCGCUCUCUCUGUGCAUAAUGGGAGCGGAGCUAAUAGAGCGACCCACAGCUCGUCUCACAAACAUUCCACAAACCAUAACGGCCAAAGAUCUUUUCCAAUAUCUCGAAACCCAACUGGGUCCUGACUCAGUUUUCGCCAUUGAAAUCUCUUCAGAGCACAAAAACUGGAAAUCGCGCGGCUUUGGUCGUGUCCAGUUCACUACCCUUGAUUUUAAGCUCAAAGCUCAAAGCUUUUCUCUUCAAAACAAGCUCAUUUUCAAAUCCCAUAACCUCAAAAUUUCUGAAACUUAUGAUGACAUCAUUGCUAGGCCUAUUAACCCACAACAUAGAAUUAAUAAUGGGAUUUUGCAUGUGGGCUUUAUGAAAGAAGAGUUUUGCUUGUCUGUUCUGGAGAGUUGGGAUGGUGUUAGAAUGUGGCUUAUGCCUGAGAGAAGGAGAGUUGAGCUUUGGAAUUGGGUUGAUAACGAGUGUUAUAAAAUGGAAAUCAGCUUUGAGGAUGUUUUGGAGACUGUUGGAUGCCGUUUGGGAGGUGAUACUUUGAAUGCAAUUCUUUUGAAGCUCAAGUAUGGAGCGAGGAUAUAUAAAAAAAUAUCUGGACCUGAUAUAGCUUCAAAAUUUAGUGCUGAUAGGUACCACAUGUGCAAGGAAGAUUUUGACUUUAUCUGGGUACGCACUACUGACUUUUCUUCUGUGAAAUCAGUUGGGCAAUCAACUUCGUUUUGUUGGGAAAUUGAAGAAGGAUUAGAGGCUUCUGAUAUUUUUAAAAGUUUCCCAUAUUAUACUGAAGCUAGAGAAGAAGUCAUCUUAGAAGAUGGGGAAGAAUGGGGUUCUGCAUCUGAAAUAGUCCCACUUGUCAAAUGUGGAUCUGAUUCUAAGUUACCUUAUGAGAUCCUUUUCCAGUUGAAUUCUCUUGUUCAUACUCAAAAAAUUAGUCUUGCUGCUGUAGAUACCAAUCUGAUCACAACUCUUGGCAGUUUGACCAUAGAUACUGCUACAAUGAUUCUUCAGAAGUUGCAUAAGUUGGCAGUCACCUGUUAUGAUCCUUUGGCAUUUAUAAAGAAACAAUUACAUGUUCCAGGACGAAACCUUAAAAGACCUUUUUUCUCAUCAAGCAAAAACUUAGUAAAUCAUAAUAUAAUGAGUUGUCAUAGGGCCUUAAUUACACCAUCAAAGAUUUACUGCUUAGGUCCUGAGCUUGAAUCCUCAAAUUAUGUCGUGAAGAACUUUGCAUCAUAUGCUUCCGACUUUAUGAGAGUCACAUUUGUUGAAGAAGAUUGGAGUAAGCUUCCUGCAAAUGCCAUUUCUAUGAGUAUCCAGCGAGGCAUUUUUGCAAAACCUUUUAGAACUGGAAUAUAUCAUAGGAUAUUAUCUAUUCUUCGAGAUGGAAUUGUGAUCGGAGCUAAAAAGUUUGAAUUUCUGGCUUUCUCAGCUAGUCAACUGCGAUCAAAUUCUGUUUGGAUGUUUGCUUCUAAUGACAAAAAGAAGGCAGAAGAAAUAAGAGAGUGGAUGGGCUGCUUUAAUAAGAUACACAGUAUUUCCAAAUGUGCAGCAAGAAUGGGUCAAUUGUUCAGUUCUUCAAAGCAAACUUUUAUUGUUUCCCCACAAGAUAUGGAGAUUAUUCCCGAUAUUGAAGUUACUUCUGAUGGCAUUAACUACUGCUUUUCAGAUGGUAUUGGGAAAAUUUCUCUUUCUUUUGCUAGGCAGGUUGCUCAAAAAUGUGGGUUGAACCGAACUCCAUCAGCAUUCCAAAUUCGAUAUGGUGGCUAUAAAGGUGUAAUCGCUGUUGAUCGUAAUUCUUUCAGGAAGCUAUCUCUGCGUGAUAGUAUGUGCAAAUUUGAAUCAGAAAACAGGAUGCUUAAUGUCACCAAAUGGAGUGAAUCCAUGCCUUGCUAUUUAAACCGAGAGAUAAUUACCCUCUUGACUACAUUGGGAGUGAAAGAUGAAAUAUUUGAGGGUUUGCAACAGCAACAAUUGCAACUGCUGAAUAGAAUGCUGACUAAUAGAGAGUCAGCUUUGAAUGUCCUGGAGAAUUUGGCUUGGGCUAAUUGCAAGAACAUUUUAAUAAAGAUGUUGGUCCAAGGUUAUGAACCCAAUGUGGAGCCUUACCUCUCAAUGAUGCUUCAAGCUUAUCAUGAAAACUUAUUGGUGGAAUUAAGAAGUAGGUGCCGAAUAUUUGUCCCAAAAGGCCGUAUUCUUAUUGGUUGCUUAGAUGAAACUAGAAUUCUAGAUUAUGGCCAAGUUUAUGUCCGCAUAACCAUGACCAAAGCAGAGCUGCAGGAUGCAGAUCAGGCCUCCUUCCACAGGGUAGAUGAAACAACAGCUGUAGUAACUGGGAAGGUAAUUGUCACCAAAAAUCCUUGUCUCCACCCAGGAGAUAUCAGAGUGCUUGAGGCUGUCUAUGAAGUGGAACUAGAAGAGAAGGGUUUGGUGGAUUGCAUUCUUUUCCCUCAGAAAGGAGAAAGGCCUCACCCAAAUGAAUGCUCGGGUGGUGAUCUUGAUGGGGAUCAAUUUUUCAUCAGCUGGGACAAAGGUCUCAUCCCUGGUGAAACUGAGAGCCCAAUGGAUUACCAAGGACGAAGGCCUCGUAAAAUGGAUCAUGAUGUGACAUUAGAGGAAAUUCAAAAGUUUUUCAUUGAUUAUAUGAUCAAUGAUACUUUGGGUGCCAUCUCCACUGCACAUUUAGUUCAUGCUGAUCGGGAACCAGAUAAAGCUCGAAGUAGCAAAUGUCUACAGUUGGCAGAACUUCACUCCAUGGCAGUUGACUUUGCAAAAACCGGUGCACCAGCUGAGAUGCCUAAGGCUUUGAAACCCAAGGAGUUCCCAGAUUUCAUGGAAAGAAUAGACAAAAAGAUGUACAUUUCUGGUGGAGUAUUGGGAAAACUGUACCGAGGAACCCUUGACUCAACCAGACAACAAAGGUCAAAGUUUGUUUGGACAGAGAAUAUUGCAGAAGCAACAUAUGAUCAUGACCUUGAAGUGAAGGGAUUUGAGGAAUUUGUUGAAAUCGCAAUAAGUCACAAAGACAUGUAUGUGGAGAAAUUAAGUGGUUUGAUGGAUUAUUACGAGGCAAAGAAAGAGGACGAGAUACUGACAGGGAACCUGCAAAACAAGGCAAUGUAUCUGCAGCGUGACAACAGGAGAUAUGGAGAUACAAAGGAUCGAAUACUGAUAUCCGUGAAGAGCCUGCAGAAGGAGGCUAAAGAAUGGUUUGAGAGCUGCUGCCAGGCAAAAGAAAAGCAACGCCUAGCCUCAGCAUGGUAUCAUGUCACUUACCAUCCAAGUUAUUUCCAGGAAGGCAUUACUUGCUUAAGCUUUCCAUGGAUUGUAGCUGAUAUUCUGCUGAACAUUAAGUCUGCAAAUAGCAAAAACUUGAAGACAAGCAGCGUGCCAUGCAUAGAGGACGCGACAAAAGAAGCUGAGGAUAACUAACGUUAUCCUCCUUAGUUGUGAAGUUAGGUCAUUGCCAUGGCAAAGCGAAAGUGUAAAAUAGUGCAAAAACUUGUGGGUGGAUGCAGAAUUAGGUGGUGAUGGAUUGUCAAUUCGAAAUUUAGCAAAAAAGUUAUAAUCGAAUCUAAUUGAAUAGCACCUAAUAAAAUUAUGGAAUUGUAUC
Ricinus communis (castor bean) is the source of this 3729-nucleotide messenger RNA. RefSeq names its product RNA-dependent RNA polymerase 2. Gene Ontology annotation, biological process: siRNA processing. The record is from RefSeq and is a predicted model, not a curated record. Gene Ontology annotation, cellular component: nuclear RNA-directed RNA polymerase complex. The transcript is spliced from 4 exons. Bases 138 to 3548 code for a protein of 1136 amino acids. Gene Ontology annotation, molecular function: RNA binding; RNA-directed RNA polymerase activity. Lineage: Eukaryota; Viridiplantae; Streptophyta; Magnoliopsida; Malpighiales; Euphorbiaceae.